UUAACGCUGGUCAGCUGUCUGUCUGUGGAGAGCAGCAUCAACCAGCAGCAGCUGCAUCCCUGACUGAUGAUGGAGGCGGAAACACGGAUGGAGCUGCAGUAGAAGAUCCGAGGAGGAUGCUGCGGCUGUAGUGAGACGAGCCGUGUUUAGCCCGUGUCAGCUGCACCUGCCGUGGAUGAUUUUCCCGAUGGGUUGUGGAGGGAGUCGGGCGGACGCGAUCAUCGAGCCGAGGUAUCAUGAGAGCUGGACCAGAGAAACGGAAUCGACGUGGCUUACCAAUACGGACGUAGAGACAUCUCUACCAGUACCAAACAGUAAAGCUCUGGAGGCCAGUCUGAGGGAGAAGAGGAUGGUGAACACAGGCACCCAGUGUGGGAAGCAGGCCCUCACAUCCACUGGCUCCAACCACCAGAGGAGACCCAGACGCUCCUUGACUGAUCAAACCACUCGUGAGUCUAAAAGGAGGGCAUCAAAAGAGGCCAGCGCGUUGUCUAAGGAUGGACAGCCUGUCAGUCUCAACAGCAGUGGAGACGCUGAACCUGGGAACGCGUGUGAUGAAAGAUGAAGAAAAGACUCUGUGGGGAGGAAGAUGGCCGGAGCUUAGAAGAGUCCACCAGAAGAUGGGAGGGUGUUUUACAGAAGUGUGUGGAUGAUGUUUGCCAGUGACUUUGCGAGAUCUUGGCUGUCGAUCUCAGUGAUUUACAACUUGAGCACCUGCAUAAUGUCUCCAUCCAAAGAUCUCGGGAUGCUGCAUCUUUGUUGUGCCAUUGCAAAUGCAUGAAGUGAAGCAAAGAGUGGAUCACAAACAGUGUUCAUGCUCUCCACCAUGCUUUAUUCCCAUGCUUGUGGUGCCGGUCAGGGAAUGAGUCACUGUGUUAAGCCAAUUUUAACAGACCGUCCCGUAUGCACAUGAUAAUCACAAUCUGCACAUCAAAUGUUUUCUGUGUGGGGCCUUCCUUACAAGAAUUUGCUUCAGUUCUGUGUGCAAGUAUAUUCCUUUUGUUUUGAAUGAAAUACAAUGAUGAGACUGUUUAACCUCAGUCAAUGCUGUAAAUGAUUUUCAUUUAAAAGACCCUGAAGUGCUGUUCUGAAACUCGGAUUUGGAGGUUUGACGCUUAAAGGCUAAAGACUUUCUUUUCCAGCCUUCGCAAGAUAAAGAAACAAACACACCCGCAUGUGCCUACAAUUCAUCAUGAGAUGAACUGCUCCUUUUCACUUUGACAGUUUGUUUUGUUCAGUAUUAUGUGUUAUCUUACAUCUUCUUUAUGUUAUAUGAUGUUAUUAUUUACCGUUAGUAUGUGUUGUAAUGAUGGGUCAUUUGGGUGGCUUACAUGAUCUGCAUGUUUAAUUCAAUCUCAAAUUGAUUCAGCAUUUGUGGCAAAAUAUCUAUGCCAUAACAUGAUCAAAAGCAAGCUGUCUGAAAUGAAACUUUCUGCUUUUUGGUACAUGUAAAAAUAGAAAACUGCACUAAGAAGUACAUUCAGGAGGUGAUUCAGGAUGGAUCCUCAGUUGUGGCCAGCAGAUGGCGCUGUUGACCAGCUGUGGUCUCUGAUGAAUCCCAUAUCGAACAUUUUCUGCUUGUGAUAACUAUGGCUUGUCAAGGGUUUUCGAUGAUUCGCUGAGAUGUUGAAAUCUGUACAGGCCAACU
Molecule: messenger RNA, 1648 nt
Organism: Centropristis striata (black sea bass)
Lineage: Eukaryota; Metazoa; Chordata; Actinopteri; Perciformes; Serranidae
Product: brain and acute leukemia cytoplasmic protein
Exons: 3
Coding region: 176-565 (129 amino acids)
Cellular component (GO): cytoplasm
Source: RefSeq, a predicted model, not a curated record